UGAGAUGGGCCCGCUGUUCACAGGACCAACAACGGUAGUGCCUGCUCGUUAUAUCAGCUGUAACAGUGUUGCCUGUCUGGUACCAAACCACACCAUCCCCAUCCUGGAGGGCAGAGUUUUGGCCGGGUGGUAUGUGUCGGUCAGCGACGACGCCGACACGUUUGGUAACGAGUUGAUAUACCUGCCGUAUGACAACCGCUGUGUGACUUGUACAGGUGUCAAUGCGUUACCGAUGUGCAGUUGGACGGACAGUAGUUGUUACAUCGGUGGUAUGUGUUACAACCCGGGAGACAGUAAUGGCGGUUCGUGUGAAGUCUGUGACAUUGGACAGAGCCUAACUCGGUGGUCAAUGCCAGGUGAGAAAUGUUUUGUUGGUGGUACAUGUUACAUAGACGGGUACAUCAACCCUGCGGACAACUGCACAGUUUGCAACUCUACGACCAGUACCUCAGAGUUUACACCCAGAGGGAAUGUCUGUAAUGAGGGUGGAAGAUGCUAUGAGGAUGCUGAGAUCAGCCAUGAAGACAGUUGUCGUAUAUGUGACGUCACACACACAACAACCAGUCUGACCACCACAGAGGGCUCUUGUUUCAUUGGAGGCGAGUGUUACACAGAUGGACAGGCUGACCCCGGGAACUCUUGUCAGCAGUGUGACAGUAAUACCAAUACAUUCACUCUUAGCGGACAUGGCGGUUGUACCAUACCCCCGAGUACCACCUGCUGGCCCGACGAAACCAUAAACCCUGCUGACACAUGCCAGCUCUGUGACGUCAUCAAAUCUACCAACACAUGGAGCGAUAUACAGAUUCCUUUAACUAAUGGUAGAACAACGCCGUGUGGGAGCCUGUGUGACUACGUCAGAGAUCACCAGUCGUCAAUUUUUUCCCUGGUCUGUAACUAUCCAAAUUUCAUCUCGAGCCAGAAUUUCAGGGACAUGUGCUUUGUGAAGAACUUUAACGCACUCCCGCAAGGCAUCUGUCCUGGACACCAAGGGAAACUGCAGAGGUGGAUGGCCAUGUGCCUGUAUACCACAGUAGUGGACGCCGCCAAUGAUCCACAAGUCUGUCCUUGACCUCUUUUGAUUUUGAAUCUUCGUUUCUAAGUACCGCUAAGAUAUUGGUGCAAAAUAAAACUCAAGAUAGCA
Molecule: messenger RNA, 1144 nt
Organism: Liolophura sinensis
Lineage: Eukaryota; Metazoa; Mollusca; Polyplacophora; Chitonida; Chitonidae
Exons: 7
Coding region: 5-1072 (355 amino acids)
Source: RefSeq, a predicted model, not a curated record